Messenger RNA from Chlorocebus sabaeus (green monkey), 2663 nucleotides. Lineage: Eukaryota; Metazoa; Chordata; Mammalia; Primates; Cercopithecidae. The record is from RefSeq and is a predicted model, not a curated record.
AGCCGCACCAGUCACGUGGACGCGUUGUCACGUGACUGCGUCAGUGGUCCUGUUGCAACCGGCGGACGUGGUUGGCGUUGUGGGGCAGGGGGUGGUGGGGAAAGAUGGCGGCACACCUGUCCUACGGGCGAGUGAACCUAAACGUGCUGCGCGAGGCGGUGCGUCGCGAGCUGCGCGAGUUCCUGGACAAGUGCGCAGGAAGCAAGGCAAUAGUUUGGGAUGAAUACCUAACUGGACCCUUUGGCCUGAUUGCACAGUAUUCACUAUUGAAGGAACAUGAAGUGGAAAAAAUGUUCACACUUAAAGGAAAUCGUUUGCCGGCAGCUGAUGUCAAGAAUAUUAUUUUUUUUGUCAGACCCAGGCUAGAGUUGAUGGAUAUAAUUGCUGAAAACGUGCUCAGUGAAGAUAGACGAGGCCCGACGAGAGAUUUUCAUAUUCUGUUUGUGCCACGCCGUAGCCUGUUGUGCGAACAGCGAUUGAAGGAUCUGGGAGUCUUGGGAUCCUUUAUUCAUAGGGAGGAGUACAGCUUAGAUCUCAUUCCAUUCGAUGGGGAUCUCUUAUCCAUGGAAUCAGAGGGUGCGUUCAAACCCCAGGAACAGAGAUGGACCCCUGGGAGGCCCCCAUGGCCUGGCAGUAAUUGGCCUUUCCCCUCACAGGAGUGCUACCUGGAGGGUGACCAGACGAGCCUGUACCAUGCAGCCAAGGGGCUGAUGACCCUGCAAGCUCUGUACGGAACGAUCCCCCAGAUCUUUGGGAAAGGAGAAUGCGCUCGGCAAGUGGCCAAUAUGAUGAUCAGGAUGAAGAGAGAGUUUACAGGAAGCCAGAAUUCGAUAUUUCCCGUUUUUGAUAAUCUCUUGUUGCUUGAUCGGAAUGUGGAUUUAUUAACACCUCUUGCCACUCAGCUGACAUAUGAAGGACUCAUUGAUGAAAUUUAUGGCAUUCAGAACAGUUAUGUGAAAUUACCUCCAGAGAAAUUUGCACCUAAGAAACAGGGCGAUGGUGGUAAGGACCUCCCCACGGAAGCAAAGAAGCUGCAGCUGAAUUCUGCAGAGGAGCUCUAUGCUGAGAUCCGAGACAAGAACUUCAAUGCGGUGGGCUCUGUGCUCAGCAAGAAAGCAAAGAUCAUCUCGGCAGCAUUCGAGGAAAGACACAAUGCUAAGACCGUGGGGGAGAUCAAGCAGUUCGUUUCCCAGUUGCCCCACAUGCAGGCAGCAAGGGGCUCACUUGCAAACCAUACCUCAAUUGCAGAAUUGAUCAAAGAUGUCACUACUUCUGAAGACUUCUUUGAUAAAUUAACCGUGGAACAGGAGUUUAUGUCUGGAAUAGACACUGAUAAGGUCAACAAUUACAUUGAGGAUUGUAUCGCCCAAAAGCACUCGUUGAUCAAGGUGUUAAGAUUAGUUUGCCUCCAAUCCGUGUGUAAUAGUGGGCUCAAACAAAAAGUUUUGGAUUAUUACAAAAGAGAGAUUCUCCAGACAUAUGGCUAUGAGCACAUAUUGACCUUACACAACCUGGAGAAGGCCGGCCUACUGAAACCACAGACCGGGGGCAGAAACAAUUACCCAACUAUACGGAAAACAUUACGCCUCUGGAUGGAUGAUGUUAACGAGCAAAACCCCACGGACAUAUCCUACGUGUACAGUGGGUAUGCCCCACUCAGUGUGCGGCUGGCCCAGCUGCUUUCCCGACCUGGCUGGCGGAGCAUCGAGGAGGUCCUCCGCAUCCUCCCAGGGCCCCACUUUGAGGAGCGACAGCCACUGCCCACAGGACUGCAGAAGAAACGUCAACCAGGAGAAAACCGAGUGACUCUGAUAUUUUUCCUCGGGGGCGUAACCUUUGCUGAAAUUGCUGCCCUGCGAUUUCUCUCCCAGUUGGAAGAUGGAGGUACAGAAUAUGUCAUUGCCACCACUAAACUAAUGAACGGAACCAGUUGGAUAGAGGCUCUGAUGGAAAAACCUUUCUAGGGUGUUCAGAGGAGACUUAACGAGUGUACUGCAGAAUAAACUGCCUCUUUGAAGAAGUUGCUGAAAGGAAGUUAAACCCCAUAGAAGAAACAUGGAAUGCAGAAUAUAUUCUGGGGUCAGCUUCUUAAAUUAUACUACCGUUUACUGCUUUCUCCUUCUCUUUUGUAUUCCUUUUUUUUUUUUUGCUUUGAGACGGAGUCUUGCUGUGUCACCCAGACUAGAGUGCAGUGGCACGGUCUCACCUCACUGCAACCUCCACCUCCUGGGUUCAAGAGAUUCUCCUGCCUCAGCCUCCUGAGUAGCUGGGACUACAGGCAUGCACCACCACACCCAGCUAAUUUUUGUAUUUUUAGUAGAGAUGGUGUUUCACCAUGUUGGCCUGGCUGGUCUCAAACUCCUGACCUCAGGUGAUCCACCCACCUCAGCCUCCUACAGUGCUGGGAUUACAGGCCUGAGCCACCAUGCCCAGCCCCUAAUCUGCUGAAUAAAGAAGAAUAGAAGAGAAUCAACCUGAGUCAAAGAAGCACUGGUUUUGAGUUUUCUAAGCUCAGGGUCUUCAUUAGAGACCUCUGGAAACACAUUAAGGAUGAUGGGGGUAGAUAAUCCAUUCUGCCAGACAAAGGAGGCCGGCUCUUAAAAUAAGAAAGCUGAGACUGAGGAGGUGAAACGGAAAAUAAAAAGAGAAAGUCCAUCCCCUAA